AUGGCUUCCAACCCUCCCGGAGAAUGUUGUACCAAAGGCUUCAGACAUGGAGCCACGGGGUCUGGGGCAGAGCCCCAGCCGCCGGAGGCACUCACCGACCCAACAAUUGACUGCCACAAAAGAAAAACACUAACAAUUGAAACAGAAGGUGAAGCUUCUGGAAAGACUGUCGACUUUGGCGGAAUUGCCUCGUACAUUGUAGGAGACCAAUCAUCCAAGAACGUGCUUCUUUUCCUUCCCGACGUUUUUGGUCACGAGUUCAUCAACAGUCAAUUGUUGGCUGACCAGUAUGCCGAGGCCGGAUACUUGGUUGUUUUACCCGAUAUUUUCAAGGGAGACACUAUUCUUGCCAGACAGAACGGACCAGCUUUCGACUUUGCCAAGGACUGGCUGCCUCACCACACUCCUGAGAAGACCCGUCCUGAUAUUGACACUGUCUACGAAGAGAUUGUGAAGAAGUACGCUCCUACCUACAUUACAGCUGUUGGAUACUGUUUCGGAGCCAAGUAUGCCAUCCAACUUCUCGGCGAGAAGAAGGUUCACGCCGUGGCUGUUUUCCACCCCUCGUUUGUCACCAUCGACGAGAUCCGUGCUAUCAAGGGACCUCUCUUCAUUGCCGGUGCCGAGACCGAUACUAUCUACACCGAAGAGUUGAGAAAGCAGACCGAGGCCACUCUCAAGGAGAUCAAGGCCACCUAUUUCACGACCCUGGCCUCUGGCGUCGAGCACGGAUUCGCUGUCCGUGGUGACAUCACCAACCCCAUUGUCAAGUUCGCUAAAGAGAAGGCUUUCUGCGACGCCGUCGCCUGGUUCAAGCAGUCUUUCCCCAAGAACUAA
Molecule: messenger RNA, 837 nt
Organism: Sugiyamaella lignohabitans
Lineage: Eukaryota; Fungi; Ascomycota; Dipodascomycetes; Dipodascales; Trichomonascaceae
Gene: AIM2
Product: protein AIM2
Exons: 2
Coding region: 1-837 (278 amino acids)
Molecular function (GO): hydrolase activity
Source: RefSeq, a predicted model, not a curated record